Molecule: messenger RNA, 3472 nt
Organism: Dromaius novaehollandiae (emu)
Lineage: Eukaryota; Metazoa; Chordata; Aves; Casuariiformes; Dromaiidae
Gene: E2F4
Product: E2F transcription factor 4
Exons: 10
Coding region: 78-1289 (403 amino acids)
Biological process (GO): regulation of transcription by RNA polymerase II
Cellular component (GO): RNA polymerase II transcription regulator complex
Molecular function (GO): DNA-binding transcription factor activity, RNA polymerase II-specific; RNA polymerase II cis-regulatory region sequence-specific DNA binding; protein dimerization activity
Source: RefSeq, a predicted model, not a curated record
GGCGGAAGUUCCCGUCAUGCCCCGCGGCCCGGAAGCGGAAGUGCGGCGGGGCCGGAGCCGGCGGCGGCGGCGGGCAGAUGGCGGAGUGCGGGCCGCAGCCCCCCGGGGGUGGGAGUGGGGCUGCGGGGGCGCCGAGCCGACAUGAGAAGAGCCUGGGGCUGCUGACCACCAAGUUCGUGUCGCUGCUGCAGGAGGCCAAGGACGGCGUGCUGGACCUCAAGCUGGCUGCAGAUACACUGGCGGUGCGGCAGAAACGACGAAUAUACGAUAUCACAAACGUCCUGGAAGGCAUUGGGCUGAUUGAGAAGAAAUCGAAGAACAGUAUCCAAUGGAAAGGGGUGGGUCCUGGCUGCAACACACGUGAAAUAGCUCACAAACUCAUUGAGCUGAAGGCAGACAUAGAGGACCUGGAGCAGCGGGAACAGGAGCUGGAGCAGCAGAAGAUGUGGGUCCAACAGAGCAUCAAAAACGUUACAGAAGACGUGCAGAACAGUCGGUUAGCAUAUGUGACGCAUGAAGAUAUCUGCAAGUGCUUCACAGGAGACACCCUCCUUGCAAUUCGAGCCCCAUCAGGCACGCGUUUAGAGGUUCCCAUCCCUGAGGGCAUAAAUGGGCAGAAGAAAUAUCAGAUCCAUCUGAAGAGCACAAGUGGUCCAAUUGAUGUCCUCUUAGUAAACAAAGAUGCUUGGAGCUCUCCUCCUGUAGUGUUACCUGUCCCUCCCCCCGAAGACCUCAUUCAGUGCCAGCCAGCUGUGCCCUCAAAACCACAGAUACCACCGCUUGCCCACUUCCAGGAGGCAUCUGUUCCCAGCAGCACCCAGCCCUCCACACCAACACCUACCAGCACUCAGGACCACAGCCCUCCCACACAGAAAGCUACUAGUGCAGAAUGCAGUGUCUCAGCGGCAGAGUCCAAGAACAGUGGCGACUUUGACCCUCUCGGCUCUAUGUCUGCACCGGCCAGCCAGCCAGCUGGGUUAGACACCCAGCCAUUGCAGUCUUCUGCCUCACUGGACAGCGGCUCCGUCCUACCCAAUCCCUCUACCUCCUUUGAGCCAAUCAAGCCAGAUCCCACAGGAAUACUGGAACUUCCCAAAGAGCUCUCGGAGAUGUUCGAUCCAACAAGAGAAUGUAUGAACUCUGAGCUACUGGAAGAGCUGAUGUCAUCUGAAGUGUUUGCCCCGUUGCUCCGCCUCUCCCCUCCUCCUGGAGAUCAUGACUACAUCUAUAACCUGGACGAGAGCGAAGGCGUCUGUGACCUCUUUGAUGUGCCUGUCCUCAACCUCUGACUUCUCAGUGCGGCUGUGAGCCUCGCAAACACAGACCAUUUUGUAACUCUUUGGAAAGCGUCUAUUUUUGGAUUCCUUUUGUGCGAGAGCUCGAUGAGUGAGCGAUUCAGAGAUGCUCUCAUAUGGACUCAAAACCAAGAGAUGUGGACUUGCAGGCCGGGAGCCUCCCUGUAGCUUCUUUUUCUCCCUGUGUUGCACAUGUGAGGUCUUUGACUUAACUCGUCCCGCUGUAUUCCUGUCUCUCCACUGGAUCCUGGGCCUCACUUCAAAGGGUCUGUGUUUGAGUGUUCCCAGUUCAGCUGUAGAGUUUGCCCGUGUGCCUCUCCAAGCUUCCUCAGAUCUGCAUGCCUUGGAUUUCCUGCAAUCCUAGAUGCACUUUGCACCUCCUAGGUACCAGCUGCUACAAGGAGCCUUAGUAUUGUGGUCGGUUCACAAGCCCGGAGGUAGUUAGCUAGAUUUUCAGUGUGAGCGGUUCAGACUGGGGUAGUUAUGCUUUGAAUGACAACAGGGGAAAAAAUACGGCACCGAAGUGUCCAUUUCUUCCAGUGAUUCCAGACCAAGUUAGUAUGUUUUACAAGUAAAAAGCACUUUUUUAGCCAGCUGUGCCUCCUUGUAGGAGCCAGGAGUUGAGCUGAGUGUUUCCCUGCUUGUGCAUCAGCAGGAAUACUGUUUCUGCAAUGGUGUAGUUCACCAGUUUGCUCAUGCACAAGCCCGGGGGGGUCCAGCUUCUUGGGCAGCAGCUGUGCUGCUUUUACAGGGCUAAACAAUGGGUGCCAAUUUUAUUUUAUUUUAUUUUUUUCCUGAGUGGAGAGAUGUUUGAAAGGCCAGACUGCUUCAGCUGUUUUCUGUAAGGUACUCUAGGUACAUCAGAGCCUGCUCACAUUUGCAAAUAGCUGUAUUCUCCAACCAUUGCACUUGAGCCUUCAGCUGUCUAAAAGGCAACCAGACAGUAAUUCAGUAGUACUUUGCCGUGACAAGUUACAUAGGUGUUGUCAGAAUAGACAGUAGGUUUUUUCCCCCUUUUGCUCUCUUAGCAUCUGCUCAGGAUCAGACUUUCUGUAUAUUUGAAUUUGCUCCUCCAGUGUCCAUACGCAUAUUCCUGAUCCUGUGGCAGGUUGCUACCUAGCAUGAUGCUUUCUCUGCAUCAUUUUUCACAAGCUUUUCUUCAUUGCUUUGUGAUGGAAGGUCUGCAGUAGGGUCUGUAUGGUGAUCAGGUGAUACCAGUCUUGGAUCCCAUGCAUUUUAGUUGUUGGAGUAAAAAGCCCUCAUGGGUUUGUGUUGUGUUUUGCAAGCCCCAGCUUAGGUCUUUGGGCACAUCCUGUAUUUGAAUGUCUUAGUUUUGUACAUCUUCCUGCCUUUGCAGUGGUUGCAGCUGUCAUGCCUUUCCUGCUCAGCAAACUGCCAGAGAGGGGGCUGGGCCGAGAAGCAUGGCUUGUCCUUGCGGGGAGGUAGCUCUCAGCCAUCCAUGUAAGCAGCUGAUGUUCCACUUCUCUGCUCAGCUGCAUACCAUAUGUGAAGCACAAAACCAGCCCUGGCUGCGGCACCAGCGGUAAGGGAUGUAAAGCCUUCAAUUGUUGGAGCUUACAGAAGUGAGGAGAGAUAUGCUUGGGACUUGUGUUCCUGCUGUGGUUCUGCGUGCGGUCAUAUAUCUUGUGGGAGUCCUCCAGAAGAACCGUUCCUUUCUGCAGCUUGGGAAGCUCACAGUGGCCGAAUUUUGCUGUAAAGUACCAGCAUCCUCUUCAGAAAAUCGUGAAGAAUUCAGUAGGAACAGACACUACUGGGCAUUUUCUAGUUCAGCUGCCAGCAGUGGGCUGAUGAGACAGCGAUCGCGUGGGACCCCAUGAGGGCAGUGAACUUCAGUCUGCAUGCACCAGUUCGUAAACCUUCCCUCCUUUUGCAUGGAAGCUACCUGAAAACUGUUGGUCCUCCAUGUGCGUUAGCUAGGCUCCAUGGCUUUUGUGUAGCUAGAGCUCUCAGUGUACUGCCUGACCUGUGCUCUCCUUCAAAGUGUUAAUGUUUGCCAUCAGUUAGACAAUGUUUGGAAAAGAUAUCUAGAGAAACUUUACAGUAACAGAUGAACUUUGAUUCAUAUAUAAAGAUUAUUUUUAUACUUUUUAAAGGAAAGAAAAUUGCUGUAAUAUUUGUACAGUGUUCUCUGAGUGAAUAAACAAACUCUUUCCAGA